GGUACACUAAGCUUGCUCCAUGAUCGGGGCCUUGUUUCCUCUCCUGGCAUGGCCUAUUCUUCGCACAUCUGCUCAGGCCGGGAAACCCCCUGUAAACGUUGAACUCAGGACAUCGUGGCCGGCGACUCCCAUACUACUUGAAAGCUUAGAGGCUGUGGCCAUAGAGGACCUAUCGUCUUUCUUUCCAGUCCUAGAUGCCGUAACAGACCCCUCGGUUUUUCCUCUCCCCGCGGACAGGUCCUCGCCCGAGCAUGCGCACAAGCAUGUCUUGAAUGUCGCGCUCGCCCUGGACCAUCUGGCCUCUCCUGGCGCGUACGUUGCAGCGGAGAUGCACCUCGCUCUGCACUCGGCAAGCCCGAAGCUCGAAGCUUUCUACCAGUAUUAUAAUGAUCACCAUGCCCCGAGGAAGGAGGCGUCCGGGAAAAACGACGAUGAGUGCGGCUCUUGGGUAGACUGGUACGGAGAGGUUGUGUGCGACUCGAAGACCCUGGCGAGGCUGGUAGAGACGGAGACCCUAGAGCCCGAGGAAGGGAGCGAGAACGUUACCUCUUCCGCUCCGCCUUCGUCGCCUAAACUACUGCCUUUCGACCAUGUCCUCCCCGACCCCACCCGUCUCCUCCAUCACCCACCCCAGACGGCCAUCCUCUACGCCGCGCUCGACUCUCCCAACUUCCGAGAGCUCCACGCAUACCUCUACACCGCUGCGCAAGGCCCGUCUCCACACAUCACGUACGUCUUCCGCCCUAUGCCCCCGGUACACCGCAACGCGAGCGAGCGGACGUACCUCUCUGGUUAUGGCGUCGCGCUGGACCUCAAGAAAAUGGACUACCUCGCGGUGGAUGACCGCCUGCAAUCCGGGAGCACCCAAGACGACGACUCGGGCGCCGCGGUCCACGUCGAAGAGGUCGACCCGAUCGUUACGCUCUUGCAGCAGUACCCUAUCGACGAUGGCGUAGACGUUACGCUUCCUCUCACGGAGGCCGAGCUUCUCGAUAUCGACAUCCAAGCCGCCCAGCUCGUCUACGACGCACCGCUCGCGGACAAACUGACCACGCUCAAGCACCUCUGCCAGAACUUCCCGCGCUACGCGGGCGCGCUCGCGCGCCGCGUCCCCAUCCAAGAGGAUCUCCUGGAAGAAAUCGCCGCGAACCAGCCCCGCGCGCGCGGCGGGCUGAACGCUGUGUGGCUCAAUGGCGUCCCGCUCGAGGAGAAGGACUUGAACCCGUGGGGGCUUCUCCGGCUCAUGCGGAGAGAGCGUAAGGUGGUGGGGGAACUGAUGGCGUUGGGGUUGACGAGUGAAGAGAGUAUCGAGCUGCUGACCCACGCGAAGAUCGCGAAGGCGCAGACGGAAGGCGGGGCGCUGGACGGACUUUUUGAUGCCAGUGACCGCGCGGAAGGUGGUGGUGUCAUUUCGUGGUUCAACGAUUUUGAGAAGGACGAGCGCUACGCGCGCUGGGGCGGAAGCCUCAAAAUCCUUCUUCGCCAGAUGUACCCCGGCCAGUUCCCGGCACUCAAGUUCAACAUGUUUAACAUCGUCUUGGCCGUCGACCUUUCCCAGCUGAGCAGUGUCGACUUCCUCGCGACGACUGUUCAGGCGCUCAUCAAUCGCGGUCUGCCUUUCCGCUGGGGUAUUGCCCCUAUAGUGGAGACUGAGGAUGGUGCGCGCAUGGCGCGACUGUUCUACUACCUGAGGGAGAAUUUCGGUCCGCAGGAGACAUUUGGAUUCUUCUACAACAUCGCCCAGCGCGACCAGGCUUUCGAGACCCUCCGACCAUCAGUCGACUGGCCGAACGUUCGGUCCGUCUUCAAGGCGCUCCUGGCACGCCAAGAGGAACUUCCCGAAGGCCUUGAGACGGACCUCGACACGAUCCUGGAAGGCACCGAGGGAGACUUGGACAAGCAGCGCGCAUACGCCGCCAGGUUGAGCACGAAGCUCUCCGAAGCACCACAGGGACACGUGUUCUUCAAUGGGAAGCACUUCGAUCUUGACGACGACUUCCUCCGGUACCUUCAGACCGAAGCGUCUGAACAUCUGCAGCAUCUCCAGCUCAAGGUGUACAGGGGCGAGCUGACGGACGAAGACGACGCGGAGAGCAUCUCGACGUACUUCUACGACCUUCCGACGACCGCGAAGCGGCGGAACAUGUAUGUCCACCCGUCGACAGCGGUGGGCGGCUUGAGGAUAUUGAGCCUUCCAGAGUUUGUUGAGAGUAAUGGGCUGGAGAGCAAGCCAGGCGCGUUCGCCUAUCCUGAGGAUUCGGAACAGGUCCUGCUCACAACAUAUAUCGUCGCUGACUUCGACAGCGAGGAGAGUAGGGGACUCAUCAAGGAGGCAUUGUUGUCGAUGACCCCGGGUUCGCUCAGCCGUCUCUCCUUCAUACACAAUCCCGCGACAGUCUCUCCGUUCGCCAAGUCCGACAAAUUCGCAAGCCCUUCACGGUUCCUCGCCGAGCUUGUCACGCGAGGCCUCCUCUCCAAAAUGACCCCCGAGCGCCUUCUCAAUGCCCUUGGGCUCGGCGACCCGGAGGUGUCGGUUGACUACGAGAAGCAGGAGCCGUACUUCAACGAGCUGACGGGGAGCAAGGUAUUUUCUGGAGAGGAGUACUCUAAGUACUUGAAUGCAUGCAGGCUUGCAGCACGGCAGUUGGAAUUACGGCCUGGCGAGCAGGCAGUCAUUGUCAACGGACGGGUUGUUGGGCCCAUCAAACCCGGAGAGUUCGUCGCCGGCGAUUUUGAGACCCUCGCGGCGUACGAGAACAACAAGCGCGUCCAACCCGCCUACGAAGCCCUACUCGACGUCCACGAGUCUCUCGGGAACGCAGCGAAGGAGGAUUUAGCCGAGUUGGUUUCGAUCGUGUCUUCGAUCGUUUCCUCCAUCCAGCAGCCAGACCCGAGUGAAGCCGGGUUGUUCAAUGCACCUCAGAGGCCGCGCCUCCGGAGCUACCAGAUGCUCGGUGGCACCUACACAUCGUUUUCGGUCGGAGACAACUCCACUGCGAUCUACCACUUCGGCGUCCUAGUCGACCCCAUUAGCUCGGCUGCACAGAAGUGGACGAGCUUGUUUGAGUGGCUGCAGGAGAUACCGGGUGUCUACAUCGAGUUUCAUGUCAACCCGACGAGGUUCCAUGAGCUGCCAUUGAAGCGUUUCUACAGGUACAACCUCUCACCCCGACUAACAUUCGACGAGCAUGGAAACGAGGUGCACGCGAAAACGCAGUUCACUCAGUUGCCAGUCGAGCCCAUCUACACCCUCGCCAUGGACACUCCCCAGUCCUGGUUGAUCCGCCCUAAGGAGGCGCGGUACGAUCUCGACAACAUACAACUCAGCAAGCUCUCCGCACAGGAUCGCGUCUCGGGCCUUAAGGCGGUCUUCGACCUCGACUAUCUUGUUGUCGAAGGGCACGCGCGUGAAAGCGCGACCAAUGCCCCGCCGCGUGGAUUGCAGAUGCAGCUCGUCACAAGCAACUCCACGCCCAUCGCAGACACGCUUGUCAUGGCGAACCUCGGCUACGUGCAAUUUAAGACAAAACCCGGCGUAUACAGGCUUGAGAUUCGUCCAGGUCGUGGACGAGAAAUCUUUCUGAUGGAGAGCGUGGGCAAUGAGGGGUGGACCAGUCCGACUGUGGACGAGGCCGGUGACGAAGUUACUGUUACCAGUUUCGAGGGCGUCACGCUCUACCCGCGGCUGGCGAGAUUGCCUGGGAAGGAGAGGGAGGACGUACUGCAGGCAACCAGCUCACAGACCAAAGAACAGGGGGUAGUGGAGAACCUAAUGGCCAAAGUCUCGUCUCUGUUCGGCUCCAAGCAUAAAGAGGAGGCGGCGGUUGCGCCGGUUGACGAUGGCCAGGCCGAUAUCAACAUCUUCACAGUCGCAUCGGGCCACUUAUACGAGCGCUUCGCAUCCAUUAUGAUUCUCAGCGUCCUCCGUCACACCAAGAGCAGUGUCAAGUUUUGGUUCAUCGAAAACUUCCUGUCGCCUGAUUUCUUGGAAUUCCUUCCUCACUUCGCCGCUGAGUAUGGUUUCCAGUACGAGCUGAUCACGUACAAAUGGCCUUCCUGGCUUCGCGCCCAGAUAGAGAAGCAACGUAUCAUUUGGGCUUACAAGAUCCUGUUCCUUGACGUCCUUUUCCCCAUGGACCUCAAGAAGGUUAUUUUCGUCGACGCCGAUCAGAUCGUACGGGCAGACUUGAAGGAGCUCGUAGAUCUGGAUUUGCAUGGCGCGCCGUACGGAUACACUCCGAUGGGAGAUGACAAUCCGGAUACCGAAGGCUUCCGGUUCUGGAAGACGGGCUAUUGGAAGGACUUCUUACGCGGUCUGCCAUAUCACAUCAGUGCUCUUUAUGUCGUCGACCUCGUGCGGUUCCGUGAAAUCGCGGCUGGAGAUAUACUGCGUGGACAUUAUCAACAGCUGUCCGCCGACCCUAACUCACUUGCUAACCUCGACCAAGAUCUUCCGAAUAACCUCCAGCGUGAGGUACCGAUCUACUCUCUUCCGGAAGACUGGCUAUGGUGUGAAACAUGGUGUAGCAAGGACCGCCUCCAUCGUGCCAAGACCAUUGAUCUAUGUCAGAACCCUCUCACGAAAGAGCCCAAGCUGGAUAGAGCGCGUCAAAUUCCUGAAUGGGAAGUAUAUGACAACGAGAUCGGCGCCUUCGCGCGCAGGCUUCGGUCAGGUCAAGGGGGCAGCGAGGACACCCAAGACACCCUUAUUAAAGACACUCCGAAACAUGUCAAGCAUGAGGAGCUUUAACGCUUCACAUAGCUGCCCUGCAGAACGGAUGGUUGUUGUAGACAUAACUUAUGAGCUAUCGCGUUCG
Messenger RNA from Dichomitus squalens LYAD-421 SS1, 4817 nucleotides. RefSeq names its product glycosyltransferase family 24 protein. The record is from RefSeq and is a predicted model, not a curated record. The transcript is spliced from 28 exons. Lineage: Eukaryota; Fungi; Basidiomycota; Agaricomycetes; Polyporales; Polyporaceae. Gene Ontology annotation, cellular component: endoplasmic reticulum. Bases 20 to 4750 code for a protein of 1576 amino acids. Gene Ontology annotation, molecular function: UDP-glucose:glycoprotein glucosyltransferase activity.